Cylicostephanus goldi is the source of this 195-nucleotide messenger RNA. Lineage: Eukaryota; Metazoa; Nematoda; Chromadorea; Rhabditida; Strongylidae. The record is from the annotation of a GenBank genome assembly.
AUGCUUCCUGAUAGCCCAUCACCUCGUGCCGCUCUCGCCCUAUCAGAUCUUCAGCCUCAGACUGGAGCUUCAACAUUCGCUGUCGGUACUGGCUCUGGCAACUGUUUUGAAGGCGAAUUUAUCCGAUUUUCCUGGAUAAAACAUCUAUUCUCUUCAGUUUCUGACAAUUCAAGUUUAGGAUGCUUGGAUGCUUAG